GCGCCAGCUAAACGCCCCCAUUCAACACCGACCAGCACCAUCACUGCUUGGAAGGUUCAAAUCUCCCAGCACUACUUGGUCUUGAAGGAAAGUGAGAGGCGAAAGCAGAGGAGUGACUUUGCCCCUAGCCCGCCGCCGGCCAUGGCCUCCUACGACAAGGCCAUGGAGUCGUACAAGAAGGCCGUCACCACGGCGGCCUCCCUCGCGGCGUCCGCGAUGCUGGUGCGGGGCGUCGUCAACGAGCUGGUGCCGUACGAGGUGCGUGACCUGCUCUUCUCCGGCAUGGGCUACCUUCGCUCGCACAUGUCGUCCCAGCACACCAUCAUCAUAGAGGAGACCGAGGGGUGGGCCAACAACCAGCUCUACGACGCCGCCCGGGCGUACCUUGCGACGCGGAUCAACACCGACAUGCAGCGCCUCCGGGUCAGCCGCGUCGACGAGACCAAGAGCAUGAUGUUCAGCAUGGAGGAGGGCGAAGAGAUGGCCGAUGUCCAUGAGGGCACCGAGUUCAAGUGGCGCCUUGUCUGCCGGGACAACUCCAGCGCCAGCAGCAGCAACGCCAACGGCCGUGGCGGCAGCGGCAAUUUCAAGCUUGAGGUCCGGUCCUUCGAGAUGAGCUUCCACAGGAAGCACAAGGACAAAGCACUUACCUCCUACCUCCCUCACAUCCUCGCCGUGGCCAAGAAAAUCAAAGAGCAGAACAGGACGCUCAAGAUCUACAUGAACGAAGGUGAGUCAUGGUUUGCCAUUGAUCUCCACCACCCAUCAACCUUCAGCACGCUUGCCAUGGAUCACAAGCUCAAGCAGUCAGUCAUGGAUGAUCUCGAGAGGUUUGUCAAGAGAAAGGAAUACUACAAGAAGAUCGGCAAGGCGUGGAAACGAGGGUACCUGCUGUAUGGCCCACCUGGGACUGGCAAGUCAAGCAUGAUUGCAGCAAUGGCCAAUUACCUCAAAUUUGAUGUAUAUGAUCUUGAGCUCACUGAGGUCAACUGGAACUCAACACUUCGGAGGUUGCUCAUCGGGAUGACCAACCGGUCAAUUCUUGUCAUUGAGGACAUCGACUGCACUGUCGAGCUGCAACAGCGGGAGGAAGGUCAGGAGGGCACCAAAUCCAACCCUUCAGAGGACAAGGUGACACUAUCCGGGCUACUCAACUUCGUUGAUGGGCUUUGGUCAACAAGUGGGGAGGAGAGGAUAAUUAUCUUCACAACAAAUUACAAAGAAAGGCUCGAUCCUGCGCUUCUGCGCCCUGGCAGGAUGGACAUGCACAUUCACAUGGGGUACUGCUGCCCAGAGUCGUUUCGAAUCUUGGCCUCCAACUACCACUCUAUAGAUCACCAUGCCACAUACCCGGAGAUCGAAGAAUUGAUCAAGGAGGUCAUGGUGACUCCAGCAGAGGUCGCAGAGGUGCUCAUGAGGAAUGAAGAGACGGACGUCGCACUUGAAGGUCUUAUCCAGUUCCUCAAGAGAAAGAAAGAUGGCGCUGGCAAACAGGAAAAUGUGGACCAGGUAGCAAAGGAGGAAGAACAAGAGAAAGAGAUGAUGACAAAAAGUGAUGUUCCAGACAAUCAAGAUCAGCAAGAUGGGAGCAAAGAAUGAUGUGUAUACAGUGCGAAUAUCGUACAAUUAGUGCCAGGAACUUCGGGCAACAAUGUAUCAUUUUGCUAUAAUAAGAGAUCAAUUUUGGUAACAAUAAGAUAAUCUGGUAUUGUGAACAGUUAUACCAUUUGAAUGCAUAUUAACCCAGUUAUGAAA
Messenger RNA from Triticum aestivum (bread wheat), 1755 nucleotides. Its product is annotated as AAA-ATPase At3g50940. The record is from RefSeq and is a predicted model, not a curated record. Bases 142 to 1599 code for a protein of 485 amino acids. Gene Ontology annotation, molecular function: ATP binding; ATP hydrolysis activity. The transcript is spliced from 2 exons. Lineage: Eukaryota; Viridiplantae; Streptophyta; Magnoliopsida; Poales; Poaceae.